Molecule: messenger RNA, 2889 nt
Organism: Iphiclides podalirius (scarce swallowtail)
Lineage: Eukaryota; Metazoa; Arthropoda; Insecta; Lepidoptera; Papilionidae
Source: the annotation of a GenBank genome assembly
AUGACGAUUGUUGCCGUUUUGGUUCAGCUGGACAAGGAAAUAUCUAACAGUGAAAGGUCACACCCUGUGGAACGACUUGCCGUCGUGUCGGCGGAACUGGUCAGCAUACAAGAGGAAAUAAACGUACUAGAGGGAACCACAACUUCGAAAAAGAUAGGCAUCGAUGAAUAUGGGAAAACUCUUCACCAAGUGUUCGUCAGUUUGGAUAUCUACAGACGCCCAAUGUUGGCAUUGGAAAAUGAAGAUUUCAUUGCCAAUGUGAAUAGAAAAGAAAUGCAUCGAAUCGAGUUAAACUUUUUGCGCAUUCGAUAUGGUGAGCUGCUGAAGGAAAAGAAAGAUCUCCUUGCGCAGAUACUACGCAUAAAGUCUUUGUAUGGAGCACUGCAAAAACUACUCGAUAGUAUCUGGAGUGAUAAUUUGAAAGCGGCAACACAGCUCGAGGAUUCCCUAAAGCGUGCGCGUUCUUUACGCGACGCGCUGGCUUCUGUGGGCGCGCGGUUAAAAGCCGCUGCGGAUUAUGCACUCGAAGCCACGAGGGCAAUGGAUGACGCGUUACCCGCUUGGAAAUUGACGUCUGUUGGAAAAACCGGCUGGGAGCGGACUGCAACAUGCGCCGACGCAUGUCGCCUUCUGGUGCGGGCGCGUUGCUCCGAGCGGGCUGCGCGUCGUGUGCUUGCCGCGUACGCCGCGCCCCGUGCGGCGCGCUCAAUCCGCCUCGCAUUGGAUUACGCCUUCACAGACUUGUUCCACGACCAAAAAUAUCGACAGGCAACAGAGACAUUUAUAGAAUUCAAGGAAGCACUUCAAUUACUAAUCAAUUGUAUUCAUCAGGAGGUGAACAUUUUUAUCAACGGCCAAGCUGUCAAAGUUCCGAGUUACUUUACGGCGUUGCAAGCGCUGCGUCGGGAGCGCGUCACUAUACCGACCUUUUGUUACCACGAGCGGCUAUCAAUAGCGGGCAACUGUCGCAUGUGCCUUAUCGAGAUCGAGGGGAAUUGGAAGCCGCAGAUCGCUUGCGCUACGCCCGUGUACAAAGAUAUGAAGAUCCGCACUAACUCGAAGAUGGCGCUGAUGGCGCAAGAGGGCGUGCUGGAGUUCCUCUUAAUCGACCAUCCACUGGACUGUCCGAUUUGCGAUCAGGGCGGGGAGUGCGAUUUGCAGGACCUGACGAUGAGGUUCGGAAACGACAGGAGCCGGUUCACGGAUAUAUUCUUCCAAGGCAAGAGGGCCGUUGAGAACAAGAACCUGUCGUCACUGAUCAGAACCGAGAUGACCAGAUGCAUACACUGCACGAGGUGCAUACGGUUUGCCUCGCAGGUGUGUGGCAUGGAUGUUUUAGGGACGACGGGUCGGGGCGGUGAAAUGCUCGUCGGGACUUACGUGGACAAAAUGUUUUUCUCUGAACUGUCUGGGAAUAUUAUAGAUCUGUGUCCAGUCGGUGCUCUGACUUCGAUUCCCUAUAUGUUCAAAGCGAGGCCGUGGGAGUUGAAGAAAACGAAUUCUAUCGACAUUACGGACGCGACAGGUACGAACGUUGUCCUCGACCAUCGAUUCGAUAGGGUGCUGAGGGUUUUGCCCCGUGAAAAUGGGGAAGUCAACCAGGAGUGGCUGUCGGACAAGGGUCGCUGGGCUAUCGACUCCCUUGAUAUGCAGAGACUGGUGACUCCUAUGUGUAGAAUGGAUGAGUCCCUAUGUCCCAUCGAUUGGAACGUUGCCUUGAAAAUGGCCUCCAAAUUGAUUAAGCGCACGAAACCUCAUAAAAUUAUGGCAAUUGCCGGCCCGCAUUCCAAUGUUGAGACAUUGGUAGCUACUAAAGAUUUCCUCAACAUGCUUGGCUGCGAAAAUACCUUUGUGGAACGUUCCCUGUGCUAUACUGCGUCCGAUGCAGAUCUCAGAAUUGCAUACUCCCUUAACGUCAACAUGAAGGAUAUAGCCAAAGCUGACAAAAUUUUGCUCGUCGGAACGAAUCCCCGUUUUGAGGCGCCUAUUUUGAACGCUUGGAUAAGGCAAGCCUAUGUAUAUAACGAAUGCGACAUUUAUGUCGUCGGACCAGAGUGCGAAUACAAUUAUCACGUCAAAUACUUGGGCUCGGAAGUGAAUUCUGUGGCACAGGCGGGUGAAGUUUUGAAGGGUGCGAAGAGACCUCUGGUGUUUAUCGGUGUUGCACAGUUAGGGACGAGUUACGGCAGUGGGAUGAUCAGUCUUCUCAGCAACAUGACGAGCGAAAUGAAUACGAGCCCGGAUUGGACGGUGUUGAACAUCGUUACAUUGGAGGCGAGUUUUGCUGGUGCGCUGGAGGUCGGCUGGAAGCCGGGCGCGCUCGCGGCUUUAAAGGAAAUUAAUCCACUGCUGAUUAUAUCUUUGGGUGCCGACGAGGUUUUCUACGACUGGGCCCCAUCAACAAACUGCACCGUCAUGUAUAUAGGGUACCAGGGGGACAGAGGAUCGGAGAGUGCGACUCUCGUCCUUCCGGGCAGUGCGCACAGUGAAGCCGGUGGGAUAUACUUGAAUAUGGAGGGUCGGGUGCAGUACGCCACGCCAGCGGUCACGCCCCCCGGGCAGGCCCGUCACGACUGGAAAAUCAUCCGUGCCCUAGCCGAAUACAGCGGUAUCUGCCUGAUAUACAGCGACAUAGACUCAAUGUUCUGCAGGUUGGCCCAGAUCAGUCCCAACUUCUUGCACUUCGACAAGUACCAAAGUAAACUGUUCCCCGACUUGGUGCCCUCAAUGGUUGACAAUUGCAGCGGGACCAACGGGUGCAUAGACGUUAAAAUGAAGACCAUGAGGGACUACUUUUGCUCGGACGUUUUCACUUAUAACUCGCCGACCAUGCUGAAGGCGCAGAAGGCCGUCACCGAAUUCAAUAGUACUUCGCAAUAUCUCGCUAUU